Musa acuminata AAA Group (dessert banana) is the source of this 2472-nucleotide messenger RNA. RefSeq lists its product as uncharacterized. The coding region runs from base 14 to 937 and encodes 307 amino acids. The record is from RefSeq and is a predicted model, not a curated record. The transcript has 8 exons. NCBI's taxonomy places the organism in Eukaryota, Viridiplantae, Streptophyta, Magnoliopsida, Zingiberales, Musaceae.
CCCUCGAAGCGGCAUGGAAGCCAAAGCGAACGCCGCUGGCACGCCUCUUCCCCCUUCGAAGGUCUCGAGCUCUCGGAACCAUAAUCCUGGUCUGUCCCCGUCGCCUUCGCCGACGCGGCUAUGGCGGCCGGCGGCGCAGAGGAAUAUAAGGAACCAGUGGUCGAAGCUGCUCUCGAACAAGGAUCGGUGGGCCUCCGCGGCGUCGGAGGGGAGGUCGCAGGCUACCUCUCUCGUCAAUGCUUAUCUUAAUCAGAGGUACAUGCCGGCGAUGGAAUUGGGUGUUCUGAAGGAUAUGCCUGGGAUUCGGCAGAAGGCUUGUGACAAAUUGGCUCGUAAGCAGGAAACGUAUCGAAAAUUGCUGUUAUCAUCUUACAACGAUAUGGUACUUGCUGUUGCUGAACUGGUCAAGUCAGCUCGCUCUAUGCGUUGUUUCCUUAAAGGACCUAUCGCCAGCCCCCUGGCACAAUUUUCUGAUAUUCCAGAGCAUGAGAAUGAUCCUGGAGAUGGUGGAGGAAUUCCAGUUUUUUCAUCUUUUUCAAUUACAUACUUUGAGAAUCUUGCACAUGAGCUUGUCAAGAUGUUUCUAUCAGAGCUAAGUUUGAAGAGGUUCCUUGUGGUCGAGUUACUGUCGAUUAAACAUGAGGAAGGUAAAGGACAAUUCGAUAGAUUAAAAUGGUCAGAUGAGCUAUAUUCUGGAGAAUUUCAAGAUCUAACUAUUAGUGGUCUGUGCUCUGAGAAAAAUGUUGAGCCUUUACUUCCAUCGCUAAGAGGUCAGCAACCCUGUGCCUCCCUGACCACACAAGUUGAUCAUCCUUUGAGCAGUGAUGUUUUGCAGGUGUACCUAACAACAUGGCUUGCUGAUGUAAACAUUGACACGAAUAGAAUCAAUGACAUAUUUACUAUUGUCGAAGAAGAAACACAGGUCAAACUGUCGUGAUGUUUUGAGUGUUCUGAGUGAUGAAAGGUUAUGAAGAAACAUUUGAACUGCGGGGAGGAAGCAAAUAUGAAGUGUAUGCAAACCUGUGAGUCUGAUUGUAACAUGAAAUUUUUCGACAUUCACAAGAUUUGGAUAUAUAUUUAAGACAAUUUGUAUCAACAUUCUUUUGCCUGCUUAUCUGUUCUUGAUACCAAAGCCAACCAGACCUGUUUGCUUGUGAAAAAUAUUAUUGCUUUUCCCAUCAUGUUGUAAAACAAGCCUAUCCUCAGACAGCAUGAACAAAGGUAAAGAAAAUUUGUACUGCAGCUUCUGUGUGGUGGCUGCUGCUGCACCAAAACAUUUUUAAUAAACAUUUAUAAUUCUUAAUAUUCUAAUUAAGUUUAUAUUAUUCAUAUUUAUGCAGGAGAACUUAUUGUGGCUCUUAGCUUUGCAGUGGAAAGAGAGUAACCAGAGCAAGAUAGACUUGGAGCAAUGACAGGUAAUAUUCUGAUCUCAGUUUUAUAUAGUUGGAAUUUGGAGAUGAGGGUAUCAAACUCUGUGAGCUCCACAACUUAAGCCCCAUCCACAAAAUAGCUCAGAAUAGUAUCUUUCAUUACCUUUCCAUGGACUUGUCAGUCACUUUCCAAUCCCUUUGAUUCACUUUAUGCCCUCAUUAAAAUUCUAUCAACCCCCAUCAACGUCACUCAUCAUUCUUGUGACAGUGUCAACCUCUCAGUCCUCAUCAUUGGCUGCCGACUCUAUAAGAAAUUGAUUUGUGUCGAUUCACUUACUUUUAGAGCUUUGAAAUCCCUGUCGUAGAAGGGACAGCAGCCUGAAUUGUAGAGUUGGAAAUGGUCCAGUCAUCAUUUGUUUAAGUCUCAAGGUCUAUUUUUCCUGUCUCCAGUGUUCUUGCAGUGUACUCUUACUCUUUCUCUCACCCCUCAUCAUCUCUUGGCAUGUGACUCGUGGUCCAUGGCAUUCCCCUUGCAACACAGUGGAGAUGGGGUCAGCGGAUAUCCUAUGCCACGUUAUUUUUGCUGUACCCCCUAAGGUUUUCUUAACGUACUGUCACCAUACAAGGGUCAUAGCAUUCCUAAUCGCCGUCCUCUUCUUUUAAGGUAAUCCAAGAACAUUCCCAGGACGGUACGUGAUGCGAACAGAGCCAAUGCAUGCCGUGGCUGCAGGAUUCUUGGCGAUUGCUUCCUUUUGUCUGCUAUCUGGCAGCACUUCCCAUGCAGCACUGCAACCUUAACACCGGCACCGUGGCCAUGUAUUUGAGGCAUGUCUUCUUGCGAAUCCUCGUCAGGUUGCAGCUUUAUAACUGAUGUGCCAAACUUUGUCAGCAGGGGAAUGCAACAUGGCACAUGAAGCUGCAACUGGAAACGCAUAUAUAUAUAUAUAUAGAACACUGUGCCCUCUCUGCUGCUGCAGAAGCUCACCAAUCAAUGAGCAAGUUUUGAUUGAUGUUUUGUGUUGUUGCAGCACUUUAGUAUCAAGACAACUUCAAGCUCUUGUUAGCUACUAUAAUUUCCAAGAAGAUUCAAAAACUUACUCUC